AACAUGGUACAAUAACAAGUCCACUUCCGGGUUUGUCCCAUAGCGCUACUGAAGCAAAUCGCAACAUUCUGUUUCUGGAAAGCAAUACGACUCUACGAAGAUCGAUAUCCACGCUAGUCCUAGCUAAGCGUGAUGUUUGUAGGUGUCAGCGUGCAAGUAUGACGGAUUUGAAUUUCAUUUAAAUAACACUGACUUUGCUGGCUAGCUGGCUGCAGCUAGCAGCAGGGAAUUCGCAGCGGCUCCGCACGCCGUGCGGUAUUUGACAGACGUGCUACUACUGCAACUGCCAACAGUUUCAUUGGACGAUGAGCGAAGGAGAGAUUUUCCAUGAGAAGCAGAGACUGGAGCUGUGCGCCAUCCAUGCCCUCAACAACGUGCUUCAGGAGCGAGUGUUCACCAAGGAGACGGCCGACGACAUCUGCAAGCGCCUGGCUCCGCAGUGUGUUGUGAACCCUCAUCGCUCAGUGUUAGGGACAGGUAACUAUGAUGUCAACGUCAUCAUGGCUGCGCUGCAGAGUCGGGGACUGGCUGCAGUGUGGUGGGACAAGCGGAGGUCAAUAGAGUGUUUAUGUGCAAACAAAGUGCAGGGCUUCAUCUUGAAUGUUCCAUCACGGGUAUCUCUGGGAAUGGUUUCUCUCCCUCUCCGACGGAGACAUUGGCUUGCAGUCAGACAAGUCAGUGGAACAUACUACAAUCUUGAUUCUAAACUCAAGAAUCCCGUUUGCAUCGGAGGUGAAGCUGAACUUCGUACCUUUCUCAGUGAGCAACUGUCUCAGGAUCUAUCAGAAAUGCUCCUUGUUGUCCAAAGGGAUGUGGAAGAGGAUGGGACCUGGCUGACCUCUGAUGACCGAAAGAAAUGACUCCUCAGGGACAAGACUAUUUUAUUCAGGAUGGAACUCUAAACUCCAGUUGACAAAAAUGCAUUUCAAACAUUUUAUAACAGAACCACUUUUGAAGGCACAAUAUAGGUGAUGAAAGAUUUAUAAAGUUGCACAAAAAUGUAGAAGUGAAAUCCCAGAGAGAGUUGAAAACAGCAAGAUGGUGAUAACUAACCCUUCCAUUAAAAACUGUUACAGAUAAUCCUUAUAGUGUCCAGGUCUUUGCUACAGUAGCAUUAACCGCUGUUUGUUUUUGUCUGUUGAUGCAUCUAUGCAGAGCGCUGUUAAUGUACAUGCAAAGAAAUCUUUAUUUUAUCCAUCUAUGCACAGAAGUGCAAUGUACCCACCGGACAUUGCACAAGUUUCAGUAAUUGUCUGUAGGUCUCCGUACCCAUCCUACUAUGCAUUUUACAGCAAAUGAGAGGUCUUUCACACACUCACUUGGGCUCAGAGGAAACACAAACAAUAAACAAAUAUUUAUAUGAAA
Scleropages formosus (Asian bonytongue) is the source of this 1365-nucleotide messenger RNA. RefSeq names its product Josephin domain containing 2 (gene josd2). Gene Ontology annotation, biological process: protein deubiquitination. Bases 306 to 860 code for a protein of 184 amino acids. The record is from RefSeq and is a predicted model, not a curated record. Gene Ontology annotation, molecular function: cysteine-type deubiquitinase activity. The transcript has 5 exons. Lineage: Eukaryota; Metazoa; Chordata; Actinopteri; Osteoglossiformes; Osteoglossidae.